Molecule: messenger RNA, 776 nt
Organism: Peromyscus maniculatus bairdii (prairie deer mouse)
Lineage: Eukaryota; Metazoa; Chordata; Mammalia; Rodentia; Cricetidae
Product: STING ER exit protein
Biological process (GO): endoplasmic reticulum membrane organization; endoplasmic reticulum to Golgi vesicle-mediated transport
Source: RefSeq, a predicted model, not a curated record
AGUCGUGUCCCGGUCGGUGGUUUGCUCGGACACCCGGGACCGCGAGGAAUAUGAUAACGGCGAGAAGCCCCUCCAUGUUUACUACUGUUUGUGCAGCCAGAUGGUCCUGGUGCUGGAUUGUCAGUUAGAGAAAUUGCCCAUGAGACCCCGGGACCAGUCUCGCGUGAUUGAUGCUGCCAAACAUGCUCAUAAGUUUUGUAACACAGAAGAUGAGGAGACUACCUAUCUUCGGAGGCCUGAGGGCAUUGAACGUCAGUACAGAAAGAAGUGUGCAAAGUGUGGGCUGCCGCUCUUCUACCAGUCCCAGCCAAAGAAUGCUCCUGUGACCUUCAUCGUGGAUGGAGCCGUAGUGAAAUUUGGCCAAGGCUUUGGGAAAACCAAUAUAUAUACCCAGAAGCAGGAGCCUCCUAAGAAGGUUAUGAUGACCAAACGGACUAAAGACAUGGGCAAGUUCAGCUCUGUUACUGUGUCUACCAUUGAUGAAGAAGAAGAAGAGAUAGAGGCUCGGGAAGUUGCUGACUCCUAUGCACAGAAUGCCAAAGUGAUUGAAAAACAGCUGGAGCGCAAAGGCAUGAGCAAGAGGCGACUGCAAGAGCUGGCUGAAUUGGAAGCCAAGAAAGCAAAAAUGAAGGGGACCCUGAUCGACAACCAGUUCAAAUAAUCUGGAUCUUUUUGUGUUCAGGCUGGAGGCUAGCACUUAGAUCAUGAAAUCAAGAAGCUAUUUCAUCUUGGUCUAGUUUCUAUGUCCCAGGAAAAGAUUGUCUGACCAUCCCAUU